CCGGGUCUCCUUUGCUAAGUCCUCCCCGUUCCUCCCCCCUCCAGGUGCGUCGGUCACCGUCUCGGCGGUAAGGAACGGCGCCCGGACUAGCGCGGGAACGUGGGUGCCGGAGUCCCGCCCUCCCCUCCUGCAGGUGCACAGAAGCUCUUGAAAAAUACAUCAAGUUGAAAGAGACCCAGCUUACUCUCGGGCAGGACCAGAGCCAUGAGCAAUAAUGGAACAGACCUCACCACUGGUUUCAUCUCCUCUAUUGUAGCCAUCCUUUUGUUUGGCUCAAACUUUGUACCACUUAAAAAAUAUGAGACUGGCGAUGGAAUGUUUCUCCAGUGGGUACUUUGUGCUGCCAUAUGGUUGGUUGCCUUGGUGGUCAAUGUGAUAUUACAUUGCCCUAAGUUUUGGCCUUUUGCAAUGGUUGGGGGCUGCAUUUGGGCAACAGGAAACAUUGCGGUUGUCCCAAUUAUCAAAACCAUUGGUUUGGGCCUUGGAAUCUUAAUCUGGGGAUCAUUUAAUGCCUUAGUUGGCUGGGCAAGCUCAAGGUUUGGCUGGUUUGGAAUGGAUGCAGAAGAGGUGUCAAAACCACUGCUCAAUUACAUCGGAGCCGGGCUGUCAGUAGUAAGUGCUUUCAUAUUUUUGUUCAUCAAAAGCAAAAUACCAAAUAACACAUAUUCUGUGGACACCACACCAUUAAUAACAGAGCAUGUGGUUAACAGAACUCAAGACCCCGAUCCUGAACAUUCCUGGGUGGAUAAACUUUCUACAGUGCAAAACCGCUUAGUGGGCUGCAGUCUCGCGGUAAUAUCUGGAAUACUCUAUGGAUCCACAUUUGUGCCAAUCAUUUACAUCAAGGACCACAGCAAGAGAAAUGAUAGUAUAUAUGCAGGGGCAAGUCAGAACGAUUUAGACUACGUUUUUGCACACUUCAGUGGCAUCUUCCUUGCAAGUACAGUCUACUUUCUGGCCUACUGUAUAGCCAUGAAAAAUAAUCCUAAACUAUAUCCCAAAGCAGUCUUGCCAGGAUUCCUGUCUGGAAUACUCUGGGCCAUUGCUACCUGCUGUUGGUUCGUAGCGAACCACUCCCUCAGCGCUGUGGUCAGUUUUCCAAUCAUCACUGCUGGUCCAGGAUUUAUAGCUGCAAUGUGGGGUGUCUUCAUGUUUAAGGAAAUACAGGGUCGACAAAACUACCUGCUGAUGAUACUUGCAUUUUGCAUCAUCUUGGCUGGAGCCUUAUGCACAGCUUUUUCUAAAAUCUAACAACCACAAGGCCAGCAGAUGGCAGCCGUGCUUGAGAACACGUCUGUCCUGGACACAGAGACCGUGCUGAGAACAAGGUUCAUGUUCAUACAGCAAAUGGAUCUCCAACCAUCCCGGAUUAGGGUAAAUGAUUUUUUUUCCCCCACAGAUGUGAGAAUGAAGGAAAACACUUUCAGUCGAGCAUAAAAAUGAGAAAUUCUUCUAAUGAACUAUUUAUGAAGCAUUACGUCUAAGGAUGCUGCUUUAACGAUAAUAUGUACUUACUGGUGCAUAAUCUAGAAAACCGUGUGGAUUUCGUAUACAAAGAACUUGGUACAUGUCCAAAUUUCCAACAUAUGAACCUCAUUAGUGAAGAGAGGCAUAAAAAUGUUUGGGGAGGAGUGGGAAGAAGACUUAUAGUGGAAUUAGAAUCCAAAGAUAUCUGGGGCCUUUGCGAGAAAAAGUAAAUGUCAGAGUUCGUAACAGAAUGUGAAAAGGGCCAUUUCAUUAUUUUUAGCCCAGACUUAUUUUAACCUCAAAUUAAUGUUGCCCAGUUCUCCAUCACCCACCUGACUUAGCUCAAAGUGCCUUUUGAUUAUCUCCAGACAAAAUCCAUCCUCAGAGAACAAAAACUUCCACCGUUGAGAAUGUGUGUAACACAUACACAUACAUAAAUAAGAACACACAUGAAUACACAUGCAUAUAUGUAUGUACUACUCCAAAUUGGGAGGAGAUUCUAGAAUUGGUGAAGUGAGAGUCUAGCUUAUCGGAGUGAGAAUUUUAAGGGACCAACACACUCCUUUAGAUGUACAAUUUAAUUUUUUUUUCUGAAAUAUACUUUUCUAAAAUCCCUCUUGUAACUGGUGGUUUUCUUCCUGUUUUAACUGGCGGUUUCCACUAGGUAAAAGAAAAUCACAGAAAAUGAUAGUGUUCUUUAAGAAAACUGAAAUGGAACUGCUAGUACAAUGUUUAUCACCGUGGUUCCCAAACUGUCAAAAUAGUCGAAUUAAAAAACCUGGAAGAGGGCUUCCCUGGUGGCGCAGUGGUUGAGAG
Messenger RNA from Aethalodelphis obliquidens (Pacific white-sided dolphin), 2283 nucleotides. It is a transcript of the gene TMEM144, whose product is annotated as transmembrane protein 144. The transcript is spliced from 12 exons. The record is from RefSeq and is a predicted model, not a curated record. Gene Ontology annotation, cellular component: membrane. Gene Ontology annotation, biological process: carbohydrate transmembrane transport. NCBI's taxonomy places the organism in Eukaryota, Metazoa, Chordata, Mammalia, Artiodactyla, Delphinidae. Bases 205 to 1251 code for a protein of 348 amino acids. Gene Ontology annotation, molecular function: carbohydrate transmembrane transporter activity.